Hymenoscyphus albidus is the source of this 1823-nucleotide messenger RNA. The record is from the annotation of a GenBank genome assembly. Lineage: Eukaryota; Fungi; Ascomycota; Leotiomycetes; Helotiales; Helotiaceae.
CCGGGGUUGGUGCUGGGGUAAUGGCGGCGUGGGAGCGCGGUUACUCCGCAAGGUUCUCCAGACAGUGACGACGAACGUCAAGUCAAGUCAACAGCAGAUAACAAUCAACAUUACAGACAAUUCCCCUCUCAGCGUCCUUCGUCUUCCCUCGGUGCAAAAUCGUAUCCCACGACCGCAUCGCCGUGAUCUCCUAUACGGAGUACCAUCCCCAAACCGACGACCUCUGGACGAUCCAUUCCCAUCUGCGACAACCCGCAGCCUCGACCCAACCCCGCGUUCCUCUCUCAGCCCUGCCUCUGCGAAGAGAGAAAAGACCGAAAAUGUCAGGCAAAGGCUUCCACCCCUUCAAGGGCAGAGUUAGCAAACAUUUUGGUGACACGGUAUGUCUUCCUUCACCGUGCUUUGCUCUCUCCGAUUUUCCGGAAUAUGAGGAUCCUGUUAGGAAAGCGCUGGCUGACCUGGCGCCUUGGGAUAUCACAGCUGCAGCCUGACGAUGCAUAUUUAAGCUGUAAGUACACCCCUAGUAGCUCCCUCGAUCUGCGAAGCCAGGAAUAUGAUUGCUAACUGAGAAAGACUACGAUGUUCGGUGUAAGUGAGGUCUGGAAAUUUAACUUCGACUGUAUUGAUAAAGUUACAGUGAUGAAGGAAGAUAUUGAUACCCUCAAGAAUAAUGACUGGCUCACGGAUAAUGUAACGUCUUCACCUUCUUCACCUUUGACUCGAGUUAUAUAUGCUAAUUGAGCACAGUGCAUAGCGUUCUGGGAAGAGUAUAUCCCUCCACUUCUCCGUCUUCGAGCUCGUCACUAAGCUAAGACGCCAAUAGAUACCUCGAACGGGAAGAGCUCAAGCUCUACCCCUCCUCCCACAUCGUACUACUGCGGCCCACAAUGGCAUUCAUGUUAAUGAAGACGCCCGAUGCUCUGACCCUUCGAGAAGCCCUCCCAAACUUUAGUAGAACAACACAUAUAUUUCUUCCAAUCAAUAAUGCACAGAACGUUACUCGACCCGAAGAAGGAACGCAUUGGUCCCUGUUACUUGUCUCAAUCCUCGACGGCGUCGCUUUUCACUACGAUUCUUUGACUCAACACAACUACCGAGAUGCGUAUCAUGCUACUAAUCAAUUGUCGGUUCUGCUUGGCAAACCUUUACGGUUCAUGGAUCUAGAGGAUAGUCCUAAGCAGACAAAUAGCAGCGAUUGCGGGGUGUAUGUGUGCAUUCUUAUGCGUCACCUUCUUCUAAAGAAGCUUCUUAGCGCGAAUGCGAGGGAGAAGGUUAGCAUGUCUAUGGGGGGGAAAUUAGUAGAUGCUGCGGGUGGACGAAAGGAGAUCUUUCGAACGAUUGAAGGGUUCAGAAAGGAAGGCGAGCGGCGGAGAUCGUAUGUACACCACAUCCCCUAUCCACCUAGGAUAGAAUACUAGCUCCCCCUCCCUUUCAUUUUCUCUUCGGCGUUUAGGGGUAAAGACAUGCAAACCAGUAAUUCUAAUAUUUUGUUCGUUUUUUGCGAAAUUAUAGACAUGAUGAAUCACGGAGUUCGAGCCCAUUCGGUAAAAGCAAAUCGCAUGACUCGAAGAGUCCACCAAGAAUCGAUUCUUAACGUGGAUUCACUUAGCGGUUUCGAAAAGCGAAGACGAAAUGGCAUUGGAAUGCUGAAAACGGCCUUGUGAGAUAUGAAGAUGAUGAUCGUUGUGCUUGCAUUGCUGGAGGUGAAGUUCACAGGACAAACCUGUGCUUGAACGUUUGGGCGAGAUACGAUACAGAUAAUCAGGGGUCAAAGGAGAAACAAAUAUUCUUGUGGUGUGCAUGGGCUUGGCUUGGCUUUGUAU